GCACCGCGGCGGAGGAUGGGCACCUCCUCCUUCCCGGGCACGUGCCCGCUCCGCGCGCCAGCGCUGUAGCGGUCAACAUGUCCACCGCCAGCAGGGGGCUGUUAUCAGAGCUGAAGACUCUUCUCUCAGGGCGAGAGAAGAGGAAAGGUCCCAUGAUCUCUGCCGGCGAUGCCGAAUUCCCGCGAGACUACCACACGCUGGCCGGCGGCGGCCGGCGUUUCCAUGACAACGCCAACGGGGGGUUCACGUCGUCGUCUCUGGACCGCCGGCACAACGCGGUGGCCGCCAAGAGCCUGGAGGCCCUGAACAGCAUCCACAAGGCGGACAUCGAGCGGCAGAGAGACGCCCUCAUGGACCUCCAGAAGAACUCCUUCUCCAGCAGCACCGGGGGCCUGGGGCCCGGCAGCGGCCCCGCCCGACAGCAACAACCAAACUACUGGAGCUUCAAGUCUCGAACCCCCCGGGCGACCCGACUCAGCCCGACUCAGCCGGCCCUCGCCGACCAGGCCGGCCGGGUCUCCUUCGCCUCGGCCGAGAACCUCGGCGCCAUGUCGGAGGCCGACGCCCCCGCCGGCUUCAACCGGAUGAACCGGCUCCGCCAGAGCCUCCCAUUGGCCCGCUCCUCCAGCCACGCCAAGCUCAGGGCGCCAGGGGUCUUGUUCCUGCAGCUCGGGGACGAGACCCGCCGGGUCCACCUGACCCACGAGCUCACCAGCCUGGACACGCUGAGGGCGCUCAUCGUGCACAUGUUCCCCCAGAGGCUCACCAUGGCCAUGCUCAGGUCACCCAACACGGCUCUGCUCAUCAAAGACGAGACCCGGAACGUCUUCUACGAGCUGGAGGACCCGCGGGACGUCCAGGACCGCUGCGUCAUCAAGAUCUACUGCAAAGAGCCCAUCUACGGGACCUACCCGGGGCUGGCUAACGGAGACCUGCGGAGGGAGAUGGUCUACGCUCCUCAGGACUCCUCCCCCAACCGCCGCCUCAGCAACGCCCACAUGUCUUCCUCCCAGCACUCGUCUUCCUCCGCCUCCCCUCAGGCCUCGCCGUCUCGGGCCCGCCUCCUCUACGGCGGCGGCAGACCCUCCUCCUACGCCGGGCCCCCCCCCCACACCCACUCACUGCCACACCCACACCAACACCCCCAGUCCCACCACUCCUCCCCCCAACAGCAGCAGCAGCAGCAGCAACAACAACAACACCAACAACAACAACAACAACAACUACUACUCCAGCAGCAGCAGCUCCUCCACCAGCCGCACCACGCCCAGCAGCCCUUCUGCACCUCCUCCAGCGCCAUCCUGGAGCGCCGGGACGUGAAGCCGGACGGCGAGGGGGGCGGGGCCCGCAGCGUGGUGCUGCUGCGGGGGGACGAGCGCGGGAUCUACGCCGACCCCUACUCCCUGAGCCUGGCAGGAGGUCCUCACUCCCCUCUCCCGGCCAGAGCGGCGGACCCCUAUGGCUCCUUAUACCGGCGCGCAGGCGGAGGAGGAGGAGGAGGAGGAGGCGGAGGAUCAAUGCGUUCGCUCGCCUCCUACACGGCGGCCGCUCUGCAAGGCGAGCUGAUGGAGAGCGGCGCCCUCUACAGGGCGGGAGGGCCGCUCUACAACGACGCCUACGCCGCGUCCAUGUUGGCCAUGGGGCUCCGGGUGGUGCCCCCGCCCGCCUCGCCGCAGAAGACCCCCGACAUGAGGGAGUCGUACGGGGCCACGCUGCCCGGCCGGGGCUCCCCCGGGAGGCAGAGCUCGAGGAGGGACUCCGCCACCUCCUCCUCCCCCUCCUCCGUGUUCGGGGACGGUCCCAAGGCCCGGGGCCAGGGCUUGGGCCUCACCUCGGAGCAGCUCUGCUUGAUGGCCGGGCCCGGAGGGGAGGGGGGGGCCGGCCCCCCCGGGGGCUUCGGGGCGCCGCCGCCGGGGAAUGAAACCGAGACCAGGGAGCGGAUGGAGGCGAUGGAGAAGCAGAUCGCCAGCCUGACGGGGCUGCUGCAGAGGGUGCUGAGCAGAGCGCCGGAGGCAGAGAGCCCGGAGAAGAUGGAGUCGGCCAGUGACUGCUCAGGAACUGACACCGGACGCACACACAACAAAAAAGCUCCGCCUCCGUCCGCCCCGUUGGCCCUGAUGCCUCCUCCGCCCUCGAGGGCCCACCAGCCCGUCACCGUGUCCCGGCUGCAGAUGCAGCUCCACCUUCACGGCCUCCAGCAGAACACCAACGCGCUGCGCACACAGCUGUCGCAGCUACGCAACAUGCAGCUGGAGAACCAGGACUCGGUGUUGUCCCUGCUGCGGCAGACGGAGUCUGAGCUGAGCCUCAUGAUGCUGGACGCCAUGCGGACCCAGGAGGACCCGCUGCAGAGACAGCGCCUCCUGGUGGAGGAGGAGAGGCUCAAGUACCUCCACCAGGAGGAGCUGCUCAUCCAGCAGCUGCACGACCUGGAGAAGUCGGUGGAGGAGCUGCAGAGGAACUCGUCGGUGAACCACGGCCUGGUGACGGAGCAGCAGGUGGAGCAGAAGAGCAAAGAGCUGAGGACGCUGGGAGAGACGCUCAGCGAGCUCAAGAACCAGUUCCCCGGCCUGCAGAGUAAGAUGCGGGUGGUGCUGCGGGUGGAGGUGGAGGCGGUGAAGUUCCUGAGGGAGGAGCCUCACCGGCUGGACGCGCUGCUGCAGCGCUGCAACGCCAUGACGGACACGCUCAGCACGCUGCGCAGUGUCUUGUAUCCGUCCUACAUGUACAGACACGUGACGGAGGGCGGGUGGAGGGGCCCCGAGGACCUGGCCUGCCAAUCACAGAAGAGGGCGGAGGACCCUGAUCUGGUCCCCCUCGGCCCGGCAAGCUGGAGGACCGUGGGCGAGGCGGAGUCCUCGGGCCCUGAGCAGACCCUCCAGACCCCCGUGACCCCCCAGACCCCCGUGACCUUCAGGAACCGGGUCCAGGACGAGCUGCCGAGUCGGCGUCCCGGCGAUAAGUCUGUGUCGGCCGAAGUUCGACUGGCGGCGGAGCGUGACUGGGAGGAGAAGCAGGCCAGCCUGACCCAGUUCAGCGCCCAGGACAUCAACCGGCUGCUGGAGGAGACGCAGGCCGAGCUCAUGAAGGCCAUCCCGGACCUGGACUUCGCCGCCCGCCACAUCAACAAGCCGGCGGUGCCCCCCAAGCCCCACAUCACCGUCCCCAUAACCUCCGGCGCGGCUGCGGCGGCUUCCCCCGGGACCAGCGGGACCCCGGCAAGCUCCGCCUCUUCCACCGCCUCCACGGCCACGCCCAGCGGGGACCAGCAGCCCGGCAAAGUGCAGCUGGCCGCCCAGAAGCUGAACAGCUUGGAGGGGGCGGGUUCGCAUCGCGGGGCGGUGGACCUCAACGUGACCCGGUGCCGGACGGAGAAACCCUCCAAGUCUCCGCCUCCUCCGCCUCCUCGCCGGAGCUUCCCGUCGGCUCACGGCCUGACGACCAACCGCACCGGAGACGUGAUCCUCACCACCAAGAACACCAAGAUGGAGGAGGAUGGCGACCUGCCUCAGACUCUGGUGAAGCUGAGGCGGACCGCCUGCGACGCCCCCCGACCCGCCUCCACUCCGCCGGUGAUCACAGCAUUGGCGCUUUAUGACGACGAUGACGAUGCCGAAGAGGAAGAGGAGGAGGAGGAGAAGAUCUUCGCGGAGCUGGAGAUGUUUCAGAGAACGCCCGUAAGAGGUGGUAGUAGUCGGUCGGGCGCCGUGCAGGCCGACGCCCACUCCUGCACCUUUGGGUCCCUGGGCAGAAAGAACAGCAGUAGCUCCCCGGGGCCGAUGAAGGGCCCCACCGUGGCCGCCCGGCUCAAACACCUGCAGCAGGGCAGCCUGGAGAGGCCCAAAGCCCGCAAGCAGAAAGAGGACUACCCCAAGGCCGUGGGCCAGCAGCAGGUGUUCCACUUCUAGAGAGGAACACCUGGAUCCAGAGGAACACCUGGCUACAGAGGAACACCUGGAUCCAGAGGAACACCUGGCUACAGAGGAACAUCUGGCUACAGAGGAACAUCUGGAUCCAGAGGAACACCUGGAUCCAGAGGAACACCUGGCUACAGAGGAACAUCUGGCUACAGAGGAACACCUGGAUCCAGACGCAGAAACCACAGCACACACAGCGGGAUUCAUUCUUGUCUUUUCACUUCCUGGAUCUAGAGAUCUCAAGUUAUUGAUAUUAUUGUUAUGAUUUCCUUGAAGGAAGCUGUGGGCGGGGCUUAAUUCAUCCACACUCUUCCUCUUCCUUCACAGUAACGCCACGGAAUAAUUUCAUGUCUCAGAGUGAUGACCCACUCCUCCCCCCUUCCGGGUCAGAAAGGGGCGUGUCCAACAGUAAGAAGGGGGCGUGUCAAACAGCCAAGCUAGAAUUGCCUUUAGCUCCGACGCUACGACUUUAUUAUGCAAGACGAGAGGCAGCAGCUUCCUGUGGAGUGCAAUAACACAUUUAUGAAGGUAAACGGAGACGAGCAGAAAGACAUAAGCAGCUAACUGCUCAGCUAUUUAUGAAACGAAUAUCACUGAUUUUAAUUUUGGCAAAUCUGAAGUUAAAAGUUUAAUUUAAUAAUUUCAAAGUAUAAAUCCUAAAAUAAUGAUAUUCUGAAUCAUAACUAUUCACACCGCUGCGAUGCAAAAUAAAAGGUUUUAGUCGUCGUGGUUGAAGGGGACAAUAACGUUUUUUAAUACGUCCGUUCUCACGACCUGAUUGGUCGGUUUACGCUUCGACUCGACGAUGUGAAAGAACUUCAAAAUGAAACGUCUCCGUUCAACAUGACUCCGCUCAGGAAGAGAUAAACCGGCCAAUCACAGCGGAGCGUGUGUGUGUCAUGUUGCCGACUCCGAACCUUUUUAACGUGAAGCUCCACCCGUCUUAUCUGCCCCCUGCAGGCACUCCAAGCCCCCCCCCCCCCCGUCCUUCACGGUCCUCUUAAACCUCUCCUCUUUACCUCCCCUGUCUGCUCCCUUUCUUUCUGUCUUGUUGGUUCUUCCUCAUCUCCUGCUCUCUUCUCUUUUUGUAUCCUCAUCUCCUUAAUUUGUCUCCUCUCUUUCAGUUCCUUUCCUCCUCGAUUCCUCUCCUCUCGACCAAGCAGGAGGUUUCGUCUCCUCUCCUCAUCUUUCCUUCCUCUCUUUCCUCGGAUACAUUCAUCGUUCCUCCUUUCCUCUGUGUGAGGAGGAGGUAGAAGAGGAAGAUGAGGAAGAGGAAGAUGAAGAGGACUAGCUCACAGUUUCUAGCUGCAGCUCAGCCUCUCGUCUCUCCUCGAGCUCGAGGACAGUCACACGAUGCACCAAAAACCCACCGGCCAAUCCGGAGAGAGGAGAGAGGGGGAGGGGAGAGAGGGGUGUAGAGGGGGGGGGGGGGUCUCACAGAAAACCUCGUCAGACUCACAUGUGACAUUGAACAAAAACUUGAAACACACGUUUGUACAUUUUUAUUAUUAUUCUCUUUCCUUUUCACUGUUUCUUGUUUCCAUUUAAACGUAUCUUUUUGUUUAUGUUUUAAAAUCUCUGCUUGCUUCUUUUUUAUGGGGGGGGGGGGGGGUCGACUGCAGUGCUAAGAUCUAUUAUAUAUAUAUAUAUAUAUUUAUUAAUUUCUCUUCCAGCUGAAACGCACUCAUGCUUUAUGGCUGAUCUCCUUCAGUUUUUUCCUUCACAUAAUUCUGUGUCAGCAGUCUCUCUCUCCUCUCUCUCUCUCUCCUCACUC
This is a messenger RNA of Pseudoliparis swirei, 5691 nucleotides long. RefSeq names its product SRC kinase signaling inhibitor 1-like. The coding region runs from base 78 to 3908 and encodes 1276 amino acids. Gene Ontology annotation, biological process: regulation of dendritic spine morphogenesis. The record is from RefSeq and is a predicted model, not a curated record. Lineage: Eukaryota; Metazoa; Chordata; Actinopteri; Perciformes; Liparidae. Gene Ontology annotation, cellular component: actin cytoskeleton; cytoplasm; postsynaptic density. The transcript has 21 exons.